AUGGACCGCUGUCAAUAUGAUUCUCAUGGAUACCGAAGCCUCUCAGGGAACUGGUGCCCUAUUGAUGCCUCCCUCUCAUUCCUGCCCAAAUACAAGAAGAUUGACUUGUUGGACUGCUGCAACGGCCUCCUGCUCUGUCGAUGUUCCAAGCCUUAUCCUGAGACACCGGAUUACGUGGUGUGCAAUCCUGCCACUGAGAAAUGGGUAAUUGUCCCAGCCAACAAAUGGUCCUCGGACUUGUAUGCUCGCUUGGGAUUCGACCCGGCCAUCUCCUCCCAUUUCCAUGUGAAGUUGGCACCUGCCGCAGCUUUGAAUGCGAAUGUGAAGUUUGAUUAUAACAUCAAAGAGGUGGGGAUCUACUCGUCCAAAGCUGGAGCUUGGACACAUCAAAUUGAUUGGAAUGAUCCAUUUGAGAUAUGCAACUUCUCAGCUGGCACAUUUCUCAGCGGGGUGUUGUAUUUAUGUUCUGAUAAUGAUUUGGUUGCAGCUGUUGACGUGGAGGGAAACUGUCGUUUCAUUCCUGCUCCUACUUUACAUGAUGCUUGUGGUCGUCAUGAUGUUUAUGUUUCACAAGGACAAUUGUAUGUCGCAUAUUAUGGUGCUGCUGAAGCAUCAAUCUGGGUCCUUGAAGAUUCUAGCAUUGAAGAUUAUUGGACCUUGAAGCACAAUAUUAGCUACCUGCAACUGUUCGGUUCAAGAUCUAGGGGACGUUACGGUGUUAUCUCAGUCCACCCAGAAGACGAUGUGAUAUUCAUAACCGUAGAAUCUAAAUCUACAUUAUCGGGGGACAGGCUACUGUUGAAAUUAUUUUCAUAUGAAAUUGAUUCUAAGGAGCUGAAAUUUAUAUGUGAUCUUGGAAGGAUUUCUAGGCGCCCUUAUCUUUCAUAUGUUCCUUUGUUCUCGGAGUCAAUGGCAGAUGAGCAUUAA
Molecule: messenger RNA, 927 nt
Organism: Triticum turgidum subsp. durum (durum wheat)
Lineage: Eukaryota; Viridiplantae; Streptophyta; Magnoliopsida; Poales; Poaceae
Source: the annotation of a GenBank genome assembly